Molecule: messenger RNA, 1181 nt
Organism: Populus nigra (black poplar)
Lineage: Eukaryota; Viridiplantae; Streptophyta; Magnoliopsida; Malpighiales; Salicaceae
Product: MYB-like transcription factor EOBII
Exons: 3
Coding region: 303-944 (213 amino acids)
Biological process (GO): regulation of DNA-templated transcription
Cellular component (GO): nucleus
Molecular function (GO): sequence-specific DNA binding; DNA-binding transcription factor activity
Source: RefSeq, a predicted model, not a curated record
GCAAAGACUUAGUAGAGACAAUUGUACACUGCUGAUUGGCUAAGAGAUAGUGAGCUGGGUAAGCAUAUAGUAACACUUGGAUUCGGAUUAUAGGAGGGAAGGAAUGAUUGCACUGAGGAACCUGAAGCCAAAAUAAUGGAGGAAGACAUUAGUGCUCAUGAGAUCAUCUUUUUAAUUUGUAAAAUAAAAUUGAGGAUUCGAGCUGCAUGACUGAUUGAGGAGGUAUAUAUAUAGGGGAAGACUAUGUGCACUUGUCAUGCAAAUUUGAGACAACACACAGUUUUGAACAAAAGUAAAGCAACAUGGUAGCAAUGAUGGGUAGGGAAAUUGCUGAGCAAGGGUGGAGGAAGGGUCCUUGGACUCCUGAAGAGGAUAAGUUGCUUAGUGAAUAUGUGAGCUUGAACGGUGAGGGAAGGUGGAGUUCUGUUUCUAGGUGCUCAGGCUUGAAUAGAAGUGGAAAGAGCUGCAGACUGAGGUGGGUGAAUUACCUUAGGCCAGGACUUAAGAGAGGCCAAAUAACACCACAAGAGGAAGGCAUCAUUAUUGAACUACAUGCUCUCUGGGGCAACAAGUGGUCAACUAUAGCUAGAUACUUGCCUGGCAGAACAGAUAAUGAGAUAAAAAACUAUUGGAGAACCCAUUUCAAGAAGAAAGAUAAAUCCUCUCAGAAACAAGAAAAGCGAAACGCUCUGAUUCUAAAACAGGAAGUGCAACACCAGCAGCAGCAGCAGCAGCUAGAAGCUGGUGAAAUGAAAAUGGUCAACACCAUUGAUCAUGUUAAGAUGCAUGAAGCACAAGAAAUGUAUUUCAUGUACCACAAUUUGGAGGAUCAAUGCUCGCCUGUGAUGACUCAAGAUUUCGCAUCUUGGGCAGACUAUGUUGGAGAGGAUUAUUAUGGACUAUGGGGUGGCUUGUGGAACUUAGAUGAUCAUCCACAGGGUUAAAUUACUCAUACAAGUAACUGAAAUAAGAUAUCCCUGCAAAAUCAAACAACAACUUGUUCUUUUGGAGGGGACUCGAAGAAUAUUUACAGUGGAGGGUACAGUUUCUAAUAAUGGUUAGAAAAUGUUGAUGGUGACAAAUUUUUGUGUAAUACUUUGUGUCUAACUUGCUUAGAGUAUGUUAAAACCUUAUUUUUAUGAGAGUAAUAUAAAUGGUGAUGAACUUUUAAGAAAGAUUGU